Messenger RNA from Oncorhynchus keta (chum salmon), 5645 nucleotides. RefSeq names its product insulin gene enhancer protein ISL-2A. Gene Ontology annotation, biological process: neuron fate specification; positive regulation of transcription by RNA polymerase II; axonogenesis. The transcript has 6 exons. Gene Ontology annotation, molecular function: cis-regulatory region sequence-specific DNA binding; DNA-binding transcription factor activity, RNA polymerase II-specific. Gene Ontology annotation, cellular component: nucleus. The record is from RefSeq and is a predicted model, not a curated record. The coding region runs from base 246 to 1322 and encodes 358 amino acids. NCBI's taxonomy places the organism in Eukaryota, Metazoa, Chordata, Actinopteri, Salmoniformes, Salmonidae.
GCUUGGACAAAAACAAAUAGACAAAAACAAUGUUGAUCUAGUAUUGUUUCAUAGUCAAAGACUACGCAUAAUUUACCCCUCCCCAAACGCACAGAGGUCCAGGUUAGCAUGUGACGUCACUGUACGCGUGGGACAUUGCUCUCUUCCCACCUCUCACUCGAGGAAUAGAAGUUGUCAGCCAGGAACGGGACGCGGCAGUCUCCCACUCCAUUUCUUCAGCUAUCGGCCUGCACUAUCCCUCCUGUAUGGUGGAUAUUAUAUUCAAUUCUUCUUUCUUGGGUGACAUGGGGGAUCAUUCCAAAAAGAAGUCUGGAAUCGCAAUGUGUGUGGGCUGUGGGAAUCAGAUCCACGACCAGUACAUCCUGCGGGUCGCCCCGGACCUGGAGUGGCAUGCUGCGUGUCUGAAGUGCGCGGAAUGCAGUCAGUACCUGGAUGAGACGUGCACUUGCUUCGUCCGAGAUGGCAAGACAUACUGCAAAAGAGAUUAUGUAAGAUUAUUUGGGAUUAAAUGUGCAAACUGUAACAUUGGCUUCUGCAGCAGCGAUCUAGUGAUGAGAGCUCGUGACAACGUGUACCACAUGGAGUGUUUUAGGUGCUCCGUGUGCAGCAGGCAUCUCCUGCCGGGGGAUGAGUUCUCUCUGCGGGACGAGGAGCUGCUGUGUCGAGCUGAUCAUGGUUUACUGAUGGAACAGGCCUCAGCGGGAAGUCCCCUCAGUCCGGGAAUUAUUCACUCCAGGUCUCUUCAUAUUGCAGAUCCUGUGUCUGUUCGACAGCCUCCUCAUCGGAACCACGUCCACAAGCAAUCUGAGAAGACCACUAGGGUGCGAACAGUAUUAAACGAGAAGCAGCUUCAUACCCUUCGGACCUGUUACAAUGCCAACCCAAGACCAGACGCACUUAUGAAAGAACAAUUGGUUGAGAUGACCGGUCUUAGCCCAAGGGUCAUCAGAGUUUGGUUCCAGAACAAACGUUGUAAAGACAAGAAGAGAUCGAUAUUCAUGAAGCAACUUCAACAACAGCAUCACAGUGAUAAAACGAAUCUUCAGGGACUGACGGGUACGCCUCUGGUGGCAGGCAGUCCAAUUCGACACGACAACACGGUCCAAGGGAACCCAGUAGAGGUGCAGACUUACCAGCCCCCAUGGAAGGCCCUGAGCGAGUUUGCCUUGCAGAGUGAUCUGGACCAGCCCGCCUUCCAGCAGUUGGUGUCUUUUUCUGAAUCGGGCUCCAUGGGUAACUCCUCCGGCAGUGAUGUGACCUCCCUGUCGUCGCAGUUGCCGGACACACCGAACAGCAUGGUAGCGAGUCCGGUGGACACGUGAGACCAGCCCAACAGGUCGCUUCGAACCCCAGCAUGCUCCCGCGUGUCCUGCAUGAGAACUGGCCAGCUCACAGCAUGGAUAGGAAAAAGAUUUUAUCUUAUUUAACGAACAAUAUCGUUGGAAUUGUCUACGAGGAUACCAUUUUUUUUCACGGAUGGACCUGUCCACAGCAUUGUUCAGGAUAAGAUGAAUUUCAAGGUACCAGUGUGCAAACCAAGGCCUAUAACUAAAGCAGCCUGAGCCUCGGAUCCUACAUGGUUGGACAUACGUGAGGAUUAUAUCUACAAACAUUACACUUUAUUAUGAGCCGCUAACUUAUAAUGAACAUAUCAGAACGUUAUCCAUAGUGGCCAACAGGGUCAUCAUUGUAGUUUCAUCUAAAUUUCCUAUGCUGGGUUGGGAUCAUAUGGAGCCCCAUGUCUGUAUAGAUGUGCAUGAUUUCUAGAGAUUAUGAAUAUCAAGUCUUGUAAAAUAUUGUAAUUAAGUGGAUGAGAUACAAAUUGUUUGAGCCUUUUAAGAAAAAGUAAGUUAUUAUUUAUUGUGAGGAAAGACAGGUAAUCUUAAUAAACCCAUAUUAAUUGUUUCAUGUUUAAUGAACUGCAUGCGAAAUCUCUGCAGUAAUUCAUUAAAAUAUUCACCGAAAUUUCAAUUGACAAAAUAAAUCACUUUAUGUAUUUAUGAAACGGCUAUUUCAGCACUUUAUGGUAGGUUUAGGCCUAAUUUAAAUUAUGUCACUUUUAGGAUGAAAAACGUCUGAGAUUUAUAAUAAACCAAUAUAAUCUCAAAUUAAUUUCGAACCACUCAAACGAAAUCACUGAUUUGAUGUCAGUUUAGAGGACACUAUUUCCGAAAAUGGCUAAGGUUGUUAGACCAAACCAAUUUGUAGGCUUGUCAAUUUAAUUGUAUUGGCAAUUCAAAAUGGAUAAAGGAGCAGCAUCAUAGCGGGUCAAAUUCAAGCAUUUGAGGCCUGUUAAUCACUACCGAGGACAAAUUGUUCAUUGAAUGGGCCUCCACAUAUGGAUUUGCGAUGUGAUCAUUCCAGUUUCACUUCACAAGUCUAGACAGAAGACAGGGCGAGGCGGCUCUUUAUCUAUGCUUGGCAUCACCUGCAAACGAUACAUUGAACGGAACCACAACAAACCCACUUCUCUGUCGCUGGAGUUAGUGCUAAAAGGGGACUCUCACCCUGAUAACGCUUUCUGGAGUGUCUUGGGUUUAUUUUCAUUUCAGCCGGAAUCCCGGAUAGGAAUAGCCUCUGGACAUGGAGUACGUCAAGCUUGCCCACGACUGACAUAUAGCCAACUAGACAUCAACAAUUUAUUUUCGAGGAUGAACUUUCUGAACAGAGGAUGCAAUAGCAGUCUAAUCUAUAUGCAUCACGACAUGAAACAGCAAUUGAAAGAAACAUCGUAGGCCUCUCUAUGUGACGUCUGGCAUCAAAUCAAAAAGCCAUUAAGUCUAUACUCUAUCUUGCUAUGUCAAUUAUGUCAAUAAUUGCUAUGCAUCCAGUAGCCUACUGACCAAUAAAUCCAGGUUUCCUGCCAUUAUACUACACCUAAUUAUUCGUCUGGAAAUAUUUCAUUAUCGUGGAUAAAAACUCAGAUAUUUUAGAAACAAAGCAUAUAGCGUGUUUGAGAUACAGACCGAAUCAAAUUAAUCGCAAUUUAAACAUUAUUUAGGCCUAAUACACAUUCAUAAUUGACUUUAGACAUGUUUUGCGUAUUUUUUAUUUUUAUUUAGCGUAUAAAAGGCAAUGUCUUGAAUAAAGUUUUAAAAAAGGAGUCACACAGAAAAUAGCUUCCCUUUUAUCAGAUAAUUAUAUAGGUAGUUUACAAAUCUACAGCCCACAAUCAUCCAUCUAAAUAGGCUAGAUGUAUCUGAUACACAUCAUUAGCCCAAAGAAAAGCAUCAUUCAUCCACUGUUGGGCCACGGAUGCGCCCUGAGCUGCGGAAUGAAAAUAGAUAGCCUACUGUAAUUUCCUCAUGCGCUAACAAAUGAUUGGAAUUUAAUGGACACAGUUCCCAUACUAAAGUCACCAGUUGUCCUAAACUCUGGACUCAACGCAUAUAACAUGCUGUGUAAUUAAUUAGGCUACUCUACAGGUUGAUGCAUAAACAAUUGGGGUAUAAUUUUUAAGCACCUGGUAGGCACCCAACCUAUUGUAGACAGGGGCAGAUUAAGUCAUUUGGAAGACACCCCCCCGCCCGCCCAGAGCCACCUCAAGCAUUUGUGGGCCCUAAGAGAGAUUGAAGGUCGGGGUUCCCCAAAAUGCGCCCUUCGUGCCCUGUCAGUAAUUCAGCCAUGAUUACAAUGUUUAGAUCGCUGGCUAGACCAAUUUACCUAGCAAGCUAUAAAAUGUUAGCUGACAUGGGCUAAUUGAGUGACUGUCAGUGAAUGGUGAGAAAAACUGUAACCUUAAGUAUUCUACUAUUCUAACUCCCAACGGUAAAUUGAGACCCGACUGAGUAAUUUUUUUUAUACACGAGGCCCAUAAGCAAUUGACUAAAUGGUAAGUCCGCAACUGACCGUAGUAAUAACACUUGCAGGUGAAUUUCAGAACUUUGCCUGAGAGCAUACGUUUACCACAGAAUCCAAACUGCAUGAGUAAUGUUUUUGAGAGUUUUACAGAUUUACUAUCCCUUAGUAUGAGAGACCUCUUCAGUUUAGAUAAAAGUUGAAGAGAUGCUUGGCAUGUAAGAAAUGCUCAACAGCAGUUACAAUGAACACUUGGUAACAUUGUGAGAACAUACCCUGCCCUGUACAGGCUUGCAUACAAACACUGAAAAUGAUUCUUACAUUGUGCAUUGUUUAUAUGAAAGGUGUAUUUCUAAAAAACGAUCCACUGGUAAGUCUCCUUGUUGGGAGCUAUGAAAUAUAGUGCUGAAAGUCUAUACAGCCUUGCACUGUUCUCACAUUUCUAAGCCUUAAAUUUAAAUCUAAAAAUGGAUUCAAUUAGGAUUUCCCCCCACUGAAAUAAACAACCUAAUCAACAUUUUCAGAGUAAAAUAUAUAUUUUUAGAAUUUUUCUUAAAGUAAUAAAAAACAACGUUUUGAUUUUGAAGGUCUUCACACCCCCAGCUGUCGCACAUAGAAAUAAGUUCAGCAGAAAAUAUUUUAAUUUAAAAAAUAUUUUAAAAAUUGUUCAAGGAGGGCCAUGUGUUUGCAAAAGUGGUUCUCAUGAUAUAAGAACAACUUCCCUUGUGUCUGUAUGGUGCCUCAAUUGGAGGGUGAAUGUCAAACAAUGAUUCAAGCCACCAAUGAGCUUUAAAAGCAUGUCUGAGAUACAUUUUCAGACAGGCAUAGAUCAGGGGAGGUUCUGCAAUAAUCCCAAGACACUGAAUAUCCCUUUGUGUAAGGUCAAGUAUGGUAAUUCUUCUGUGGAUGGUGUAUCAUAUCACCCAGACACCGCAAAGUUCUGGACAUCCUUCCUAACGGAUUUGCGAGAAUGGAAACUGCUCAGCAAAUAUGACGCACUCCAGGCUAAUUUUCAGCUAAUUUAUCACCCGAUUUAGUUAACAAAAAGGCACAGGUGCUUCUGUAUGGCUCAGUUGGUAGAGCAUGGCGCUUGUAACGCUAGGGCUGUGGGUUUGAUUCCCAUGGGGGAGCAGUACGAAACUGUAUACACACUAGUGUAAGUAUGGCAGAAGUGUGUAGGGAUCUUUCCUCUUCUGUUGUUCCCGCAAGCAAGGGGGGAGGCCAAUGACAUCACUAUAAGACCAACUCGUUGAAGUUUGCAGUUGUGUAAAAACUAUUUUGGUAUAUCCUUAGACAUCCUCCUGCAAUUUAUUAACUUUUACUGUUGAAAAGCGAUAUCCCAAUUAUAAACACUAUAAAUACAGUAAAGUAUAAAUACAGUAAAAAAAAGUGUUUUUUAGACAACUGGAAACACUCAAGGAUUUGGUCUGAUGUGAAUCCAUGAUGUCAUCGACUUCCCCCCUUGCUUUCGGAACAAUUGAGGACAAAAGUGGAAAGGCCCAACCCCCACUUGUGCCAUGUCAUGAUUUACCUGAACCACCUAAUGAGAUGUCCCUUUUGGAAAUAAGGUGUUAAAUGAGGUGAAAAGGAGACUGCAAUGCCAUUUUAAGUGUGUGUAUAUUAUUGUAUUUACAGUGCAUUCGGAAAGUAUUUAGACCCCUUGACGUUUUCCACAUUGUGUUACAGCCGGAAUUCAAUGUUCUUUUUCUUCUCACCUAUCUACACACAAUAAUGACAAAGAGAAAACAUGUAAGUAGAAAUGUUUGCACAUUUAUUGAAAAUUAAAUACAGAAAUAUCUAAUUUCUCAUAUCUCACAAUAAACCAUAUUGACAAAGCAAAAAAAGUU